CAUUUUUUGGCCUACUUUUCAUGGAAAUCAGAUGACCUUAUUUAUGUUUUCUUAGUAUCAGUUUUGUAAUCUAAACACACAGUGUCUGUUUAUUUUUAAAAGCUAAAUGAUUGCAUAACCAGUGAUAUGUCAUCAGUGACAUUUUUGUCCACACUAUAAAAUAGUUUCCUGGCAUCUACAACUAUCUCAAAUGGUGGUUGUAGCUGGACCCCAAACAUAAAAUAAACGAAGUUUAUAAUCAUGACAGAAGGCUAUGUGUGGCUAGAUGGAAUCCCUUUCCCUCAUGCAAAUUAUUCACCUGAAAUCAAUGAAGCACAUGAGACAUUUAUGGUGAGGGAUGAAGACAUAUUCAUGGUGACUUACCCCAAAUCAGGGACCAACUGGUUGACAGAAAUUGUUUGUUUAAUUCAGUCCAAGGGAGAUCCUACAUUUACCCAAUCUGUUCCUGUCUAUGAGCGCUCACCAUGGAUAGAAAUUAAUCAGUACAGUAUAGCACUAAAAAAUAAGGAGAGCCCACGUCUCAUCACUUCACACCUCCCUAUCCAACUCUUCCCCAAGUCUUUCUUCAGUUCCAAGGCCAAGGUGAUUUAUCUCAUUAGAAAUCCCAGAGAUGCUCUGGUAUCAGGCUAUCACUUCUGGUGUGCCACAAAUUACAUUAAGAAACCGGAAUCACUGGAAGGAUUCUUUGAAAAUUUUUUUCAAGGAAAAGUACCAUUUGGAUCAUGGUUUGAUCACACUCGUGGAUGGUUGUCCCAGAGAGAGAGAGAUAACAUUCUGAUACUGAGCUAUGAAGAACUGAAAAAGAACACAAGAAGAACUAUCAAGAAGAUCUGUGAAUUCAUAGGGGAGACUUUGAAACCACAGGAAUUAGACUUAGUACUAAAGAACAGCUCCUUCCAGGUCAUGAAAGAACGCAAGAAGAUGGCUAACAAAAGCAUUAUAAAUCAUAAGGAAACAUAUUUGUUAAUGAUGAGAAAAGGUAUCACUGGAGACUGGAAAUAUCACUUCACAGUAGCCCAGGCUGAAUACUUCGACAAAAUAUUCCAGGAGAAGAUGGCAGAUUUUCCAAAAGAGCUGUUCCCAUGGGAAUAAUGGUCACAACAAUCCAAAUUUUACAGAAAUAUUAUAUUGUUUUAUUAUCCUUGUACUUGUGUAUAGCAUUAAACUUAGUAUUUCAUCCAGAUUAUUUCGUUAGCAAAUUGUGGGCUGGUGAGGUGGCUCUGUAGGUAAAGGAAUGUGCUAUCAAGCCUGAGGACAUGAAUUCAAUCUUGACAUCAACAUGGUAGGAAAGAAUCAACAAGCUAAAUUGGACCUCCGACUUCCACACUUAUUACAAAAUAAAGUAAUGUAAACUUAAAAUCUUAUUAAAUUUUUAAAAAACAUAGAAUGAUAAAAAUGAUAUAAUUAUGAUUUCUAAUUGUUUCAAGAUGUUGUAGAAGAAAUAAAAUAUAAGAUAUAAAAGAAA
Molecule: messenger RNA, 1465 nt
Organism: Alexandromys fortis (reed vole)
Lineage: Eukaryota; Metazoa; Chordata; Mammalia; Rodentia; Cricetidae
Product: sulfotransferase 2A8-like
Biological process (GO): sulfation
Cellular component (GO): cytoplasm
Molecular function (GO): sulfotransferase activity
Source: RefSeq, a predicted model, not a curated record